GUACGGGCUAAAUACAGGAGCACGGUCCCAGCAACAUGAUUGGCUGUGAAGGCCUGAAGGGGUGAGCCGUAUCAAUGGCGUGGACUGAACCACACUGUCAUCCAGACCUACAGCCAGAACCAAAACUGGCACUUUGCAACGUUCUGGCUCAGACUACAUCUUCCUCAGCCAUCCUCCUCCUCCUUUUUUCGCUUGCUGCCUUUGCUGGCCCAUGUAUGGCCGGUCCGCCCCAGCCUGCCCGUCCUCCUCUCCUGUCUGGACAGCCAUUUAUUAUCUUCUGGGGCAUCCCUGACUCCUGCUCCGGUCGACCAGAUCUGAGAUCUUUCGGCAUGGAACGAGAGGGCCGUGCAGCCUUCUUUUAUGAGGAUACGCUGGGGAACUACCCAUACUUUGUAAACAGAAACACACCAGUCAGUGGGGGGCUUCCCCAGCACACACGUCUGGACAGCCACAUUCAAAAGACACAGCAAGAUCUGGAGGCAGCUUUACCUGCCCCUAGAUUUCUUGGGCUGGGGGUGCUGCGCUGGGCCGAGUGGGUCCCCCAGUGGUCCAGAAACAGAGAGAAACAGGUGAUGUAUCAGGAGGCAUCGAGGAACCUAAUGAAGACUUUUUUUCCUAACUGGAGCCCAGAAGAGGUGGAGAAAUGGUCAAAGGUGGACUUUGAAGCAGCAGCCCAGUCAGUCAUGAUGGAGACUCUACGGGAGGUCAAAAGGUUAAGGCCCAAAGCAUUGUGGGGCUUCUCUCCAUACCCCAGCUGCUAUAAUAGUGACCCCACCCAAACCAUGUUAGCCAAUUACACCGGCCAGUGUCAUCCAGCAGAGAGGGCUCUUAACGACCAGCUGUUGUGGCUAUGGAAACAAUGCUCUGCCCUGUACCCCCUUUUGACCCUGCAGAAGCUGCAGAAUGGGACCUCUGGAGCGCGACUUUAUUUAUCAGGUCAAAUAAAGGAAGCACUACGGGUAUCAUCUCUGCCUGGUGCAGAGUUUGAUCUGCCCGUGUUCCCUCUGGUCAAGAGUUUGUAUGCUUCAACUAAAACUUUCUUAUCACGGGCUGAUCUGAUCAACACUAUUGGAGAAAGUGCUGCCAUGGGAGCAGCAGGAGUUGUUAUCUGGGAGAGAAGUGAGACUAAGACUGAGAGAGAGUGCCAGGACCUGGGAGAUUUUGUCCGAAACAUCCUGGGACCUUACUCCAUCAAUGUCACCACAGCAACUCAACUUUGCUCAUCCUCCCUUUGCCAAGGAAAGGGUCGAUGUGUUCGUCAAAAUCCAGACAGCUCUGCCUAUCUCCAUCUUCCACCCACAACCACAGUGGCAGAAAAAGUGACAGAAAAGGUAGAGGCAGCAAAAGCCACAAAUCAGCCAGACACGGACACUAAAAUGGCUGAACUAGAUCCAGCAGAGAUCUGGAAAAAAGACUUCAUAUGCCAGUGGUACAAAACUUCAGAUGGGGAUGUCUCAGAUCAGCAAUCACCAAAGGACGGAGCAUCUACUGGAGGAAAAACAGAAGGAAACACUGAAGUUGUACUUGGGACUACAAUCGUUGCUACAACAAAAAGUGCCUCUGAGACUGAAUUUAUAGUGACUAUUUCACCCGGUCCUGGCGAUCCAACACCUUCACUGGAAGCACCUACAGACAGUUGUACAAAUCCAACGAGUGCCCCACACCCGACGGUUUUACUGGUGCUGGUGGCUGGAAGCUUAUGCCUGAGAACUUAAACUGAAAACAUACCAGCCUUCAAAUGGGAGGUCUGUGUUAAACCUGCAAGCAUAAAGCCCUCUGAAGUGCCCUUGCAAGAGAGACUGAAUCCCUGAGAGUUGCAGGUGUGCUGCUUUGUAGAUUAAUAUAAUCUACAUAUAUAUAUAUAUAUAUAUAUAUUUGUUUUGUUUUUUCCAAGAUUAUUUUUUUAAAGCAAGGAGAACUAACUAUGUCUACAGUUAGAAUCAGAAACCUAUCAUUGGAUGUGCCAAGACACAGUGGUACAAACACUCACAGACUCUGGCUUGCUUCUUGUUAAAGGACAAGUUCACCAAAUAAAAAAGAAAAUCUAAUUAAACAUGGGAAAAUGCUGGAAACUAAUUUCACUUACUAUUUCAUUUAAAACAGCUAAGGUUGCCACAGAGUUAUCUCAAAUAACAGGGUCUGUUAUUUGAGCAAGGCAUUACAGAUCACACGUUAAAGCUCAUGUGCUGAACCGGUAAACGGUUUCUGAGAUCUCUGGCCUCCCCUGCCUGACUUCUGGUGAAACUACAUCGCUCUUUAAAACAUCACUGCAAGAAAAGCUCAAUAAUAAAUUUAAAAAAGAAAAAUGAGAGCGAUCGCGGCUAAAUUCCAGUUAGCUGAGUCAUUUCCAGCUACAUGCUGGUACAUUAUUAUAUAAUAUGCCACUCCAAAACAUAUGUAAAUAUUGUUGCACUGCCUUGUCCACAUCCCCAUCAGUGCCUCUGGAGGCAGGGUACUGUUAAAAAAAAAAAAAAGACCAAAUGAUUUUUUUUCUAAGCUCAUGUGAAUUUGUUUUUAUUUUUAAUUAAAAUAUACACUUAAGACAACAAAGGUAUCCAAAUCAUUUUAGUUACAGAAAGAGAUCUUAUGUACACAGAUGCAUCAGACUGUACAACAGAAAAUUAAUAUUAGAUUUAUAUUUAUCAUGAACAAGAAAAUGGCAACAAAUUUCAAUCUCUCUCCUCCCAGGGGUCCUUUCUCACCUGAAAAAGUCAACUGUGGUUUCAAAUGUUCGCUCUUGAGACAAUAAUAA
This is a messenger RNA of Melanotaenia boesemani (Boeseman's rainbowfish), 2752 nucleotides long. RefSeq names its product Glyco_hydro_56 domain-containing protein. The transcript is spliced from 7 exons. Bases 75 to 1715 code for a protein of 546 amino acids. Gene Ontology annotation, molecular function: hyalurononglucosaminidase activity. The record is from RefSeq and is a predicted model, not a curated record. NCBI's taxonomy places the organism in Eukaryota, Metazoa, Chordata, Actinopteri, Atheriniformes, Melanotaeniidae. Gene Ontology annotation, biological process: carbohydrate metabolic process; hyaluronan catabolic process.